GUAGUAGUAGCGCUUGGGCCUUUGGUCGGCGCGUAGUGCGCAUGCUCCGUGGGGAUGGAGGAGGGGGCUCCCGGCGCCGGAGUGUCUCUGGUUCCCAGCAAAGAGAAGGAGGCGCCCCUCUGCCCUCACGGUCCAACCCUUCUGUUUGCAAAGAUCGUUCGAGGAAAAGAAGAGGGAAGAAGAUUUUACGCUUGCUCUGCCUGCAGAGAAAGGAAAGACUGCAACUUCUUUCAGUGGGAGCAUGAAAAGGUGUCAGAAGCUAGACUUUCCGCACGAGAAAAGUACAACCAAAGUCACCAACCAUCUGUCUCUCAUCCAGACAAUGUGGAAAGGUACAAGGAGUUUCUUACCCUGCCACUAUCAAAACGGAAGUUUUGUAGAGAAUGCCAACAACUGCUAUUGCCGCUGGAGUGGGGGAGACACUCAAGCCAUCAAGUUCUUAACAAUGUCUCUGUGGCCCAGCUAAAAAGACCUAGCCACCUACUCAAUCCUCUGGAGAAUAAGAAGACAAAUGCACAAUAUCUCUUUGCUGACAGAAGUUGCCAGUUCCUGUUGGAUCUGAUCAUUGCACAGGGAUUCAAAAGAGUGCUUUGUGUUGGCACCCCAAGGCUUCAUGAAUUGAUCAAAUUUCAAGCACCGUGCAAACAGAAAAUCAAGAGCCUUUUGUUAGAUAUUGAUUUCAGGUAUACUCAAUUUUACACAGAAGAGGAAUUUUGCCACUAUAAUAUGUUUAACCAUUAUUUCUUUGCUGGAGAGGGUGCGUAUGAAAUCUGUCAGAAAUUCUUGCAACAAGACGAAGAUGUUGUAAUGGUGGCCGAUCCUCCAUUUGGAGGCUUGGUUGAAGCUUUGGCUUUUAGUUUCAAAAAGCUGAUUGAAAUGUGGAGGCAAACAGGAGGUACAGAUACUACCAGCAAAGAGUUACCCAUACUUUGGAUAUUUCCUUACUUCUUUGAGUCACGCAUUCUUGAAUUCUUCCCACAUUUCAGCAUGCUGGAUUAUCAGGUAGACUAUGACAAUCAUGCCCUCUAUAAGCAUGGAAAGACAGGUCGUAAACAGUCUCCAGUUCGUAUUUUUACCAACCUUUCACCACAUUUGAUAGCACUGCCUGCAGAGGAAGGAUAUAGAUUUUGCUCUGUCUGUCAGCGGUAUGUAAGUUUAGACAAUCAGCACUGUGAAAUCUGCAAUUCAUGCACAUCUAAAGAUGGGAGACGAUGGACACAUUGCUAUCUUUGCAAAAAAUGUGUAAAGCCCACUUGGGUUCAUUGUAGCACAUGUGAUAAGUGUGCUCUUCCAAGUCACUCUUGUAAGAAUACUGAUGCUGGAUGCUUUAUUUGUGGAGCAGCAGACCAUAAACGCACCAACUGCCCUAAUCUGCAUCUAGCUAAGAUAGGUUAUCAAAGUGGCAAAAAGACAAAGCAAAAGAAGAAGGUAAAAGCAAAUAUGAAAAUAAAAGAUUCGAAGAAGAGAAGAACUGCAAGACAAACAAAGAACAAGAAAUAAAAGAACCCUCACUCAGUCCCAAUGUUUACAGCAUUCCAUUAAUUUCAGUGUUUUCCAGUUAUUAAAUUGGAAUUCGACAUGUUGAAAGUCUGACUGAAUUAGUUUUUGCAGUAUUAGACUGUUAAAUAAAAAUGUCACCCCAUUCAGGUGUCACAACAAGUACAGCUAUGUGUAUACAAGUACAGAUGUCUAUACAUUAUUAUAUAUUUAUAUAUAGUUACUAUUAUACACUAUUCAUUGUCUUGUGGAUGCGCUUUUAAGAAUUCAAAAACAA
Molecule: messenger RNA, 1774 nt
Organism: Sceloporus undulatus (fence lizard)
Lineage: Eukaryota; Metazoa; Chordata; Lepidosauria; Squamata; Phrynosomatidae
Gene: ZCCHC4
Product: zinc finger CCHC-type containing 4
Exons: 13
Coding region: 55-1500 (481 amino acids)
Biological process (GO): rRNA methylation
Cellular component (GO): cytoplasm; nucleolus
Molecular function (GO): zinc ion binding; rRNA (adenine-N6-)-methyltransferase activity
Source: RefSeq, a predicted model, not a curated record